Messenger RNA from Centruroides sculpturatus (bark scorpion), 4158 nucleotides. RefSeq names its product SH3 domain-binding protein 5-like. Gene Ontology annotation, molecular function: protein kinase inhibitor activity. The record is from RefSeq and is a predicted model, not a curated record. Lineage: Eukaryota; Metazoa; Arthropoda; Arachnida; Scorpiones; Buthidae. Gene Ontology annotation, cellular component: cytoplasm. Bases 51 to 1712 code for a protein of 553 amino acids. The transcript is spliced from 10 exons. Gene Ontology annotation, biological process: negative regulation of protein tyrosine kinase activity; intracellular signal transduction.
ACACUGCUAUUCGAAUGGACUUAGUAAUCAGACGAUAAAAAUGGUCGGAAAUGGUGGAAAGGUCGUUUGGUUCUGAGCUAAACAGGAAUAUGUCCUCAGAAAUUAAUGAUUUCCAGUGGAAUGAUUCGCAGGAAGAAUCUGUAGAUCCCAGAGUACAAAUAGAAUUAGAAAGACUUAAUACUGCAACAGAUUUAAUAAAUAGAUUGGAAAUUGAAUUGGAUGAAGCACGUUCCAAUUUUAGACUGCUAUUGAGUGAAUCAUCUCAAAAAAUAAAUCAGUUAACCGGUAAAUUAGGGUCUUGUAUUGAGAAAGCUCGGCCAUAUUACGAUGCUCGCAUUAGAGCUAAAGAGAUUCAGGCAGAAUCACAGAAAGCUGCCCUACGUUAUGAAAGAGCAAGCAGUGCUCAUACUGUAGCUAAAGAAAUGGUUCAUUUGGCAGAAGAAGGUUUGCAAAAAGAAGGAAGGACAUUUGAUCCCGCAUGGCAAGAGAUGCUUAAUCAUGCAACCAAAAGGGUUAAUGAAGCAGAAAUUGAAAGAGUUAGAAGUGAGAGAGAGCAUCAAGAAACGUCACUUGCUUACAAUGAAGCUGAGCAAAUGGUUUUACAUUUACAUCAAGAACUAAAGAGAGCUAUUGUAAAAUCAAGUCUUUCAACACGCAGAAGUUUACUUGAAAUAAACAAUCUAGCCAAUCAACAUCAGUUACAACUCUUACCAUACUUUGAAAUGAAGGCUCAGUUUAAUCACAUGCUAGAGGAACAAAAAAGAAAAGUCCAGCAGUUAGAAGAAAAUGUAACAAAAGUAAAAAUGAGUUAUGCUGAUGCCCUUCAUAAUUUGGAAGAAAUUAGUGAUGAAAUACAUCAUAGGCGUAAAUCCAAAGAACUACAAAAUCAAGAGAGAGGUGAAGGAGUAGGAGCUGAAUCACCUUUACCUUCACACCAUCGUAUACCAUAUAUAAAUGAUGUGAAAAAUGAGAGGAAACAGGAACAGAAACAAAUCUGCAGGAGAUCUAUAGAAACGGAAACGGAUGAUAUAUAUCUAAGGCUUCCUGAUUCUCUGAGUACUAAAACAGCCAUUCUUGUUAAUUCGUUCUCCUCACCUUCGUCAAUAAAAUCUUUUGAUGAUGGAGAAUUACCAAAUACUGCUAAUAUUCAAACAGAUAAUCUGGAUAGCAAUAGACAAAUUAUCAUAUCGGCAUCUGCAUUAAAUUCCAAAGAGAAAAUGAAUCAAAAGUUACUUAACGAAUCCAAGAAUGGGUCCCAUCUUGAUCCUACGGGUUGCUCGCAAGAUAGUUGCUCUCCUAGUCCUUCCGUGCUGAGUAUCUGCGAUGAAUUAGAUCAAUCAAAGUACAUGGGUAUUAAUCAGUUGAAUACGAGCGACGGAAACAAAAGUAUACAAUUGUUUCAAGAAGACAAGUAUAUCAUUUCGUCGAACGGAGUAUUUGACAGGUAUGAAACGAAAACUCAGGACAACAAUACUCUGACCAAUCCGAACAGUCCCGUAAUACAGUCGAGGAAAGUCUCUGGUGCAGACUGUAACAUGCUGCGCAUUCAGAAAGAGGAUCUCUCGGACACAGACAGCCUGGCAAGCGGAGGCACUGCAGACACACUAGACGAUCAUCAGAUUGAGUGUCUGCUACUUGACAAGUUCUUCGAGGAGGACUUCCAGACGUUGACGAACGCGUGUGAGGACCUGGCAAUUAACUCCGACCUUUGAAAAAGUACUAUUAUCUAAUUUUAUAGAUAUUUGACAUUACAAAACGAAUCAAGAUAAGUUUAAUUUAUAAACAUUCUGUCGUUUAGAAAAUUAUUUAUAAGUGAUUGAUUGUUAACUCUUAUACUUUGUUACUGUUAUGUUUUUAUUUUCCUAGAGCUGAUAUUAGUACUAUGACAGCAUACACAUAUAUAAAUUAUUAAAUUUAUUGUAUUAGAUACAGUCAUUGCAUCAGUUAUCUGGAUUAUUUAAAGAAAGUUUUAACUAUGUUACUGAAUACAGCACUGAUUUUUAAAUUUUUUAUUUACACGAUGCAGAAAUAAUCCAGAUGAUUGACAAGCGACUGCACUAGCUACUGUGAUAUAUACAUACAUAUAUAAUUUUAAAGGCAGUUUAUGGCUAUGGGUAAUUGUAUCUUCAAUGAAGACACUAUUCUAGUGAUUAUCUUCUGUUUACGGAAUGAGAGAUUCCUUGACAUGCAUAAUUGUGGUAUUGUUAUCUUGUAUUUGUAUAUAGUAGUGUAUAUACAUAUACACGUUAGUUUUAAGGCUUCACGGGUAAUGUGAUAAUUUAGAACGUUUAUUUAUUUAUAAAUAUUUUGUUAAGUUCUUUAAAGCUGUUUUAUCUGUAUAUAUGCAAGACAAGAGCCGGUUUGGAAGACAAAAAAAACAAGGAAUAUUUAUGCAAGUAGUAGAUUUAUUUACAAGCAAUUUUGCUGAGUUCGAUCUUUCUUGAUAGCACUUUACAAAAAUUAUCAUAGAACGUAGAAAUAAAGGAAGCAUGACGGCUAGAGUCGCAAGUGAUAAAGUGCAAUUUCUUCGUGGCCCCACGAUGGAUAUGCUUCUAUAACGACUUGAGACAUUCCAAUUUAUGAUAUUUUUUAAAACGAAUGAUCAAAGAAGACAACCUCAAAUAUAUACAUUUGACGUCAGGCAAUCAACAGUUCGAUAUUUUGUCUAGUUUCCAUUAUAUGAAUUUGCGUCUUAGAGUUAGAAACCAAAGCAAUAUCACAAACGUGCAGCUAUUAGAAAGCACACUAAUGGAAAUUGACUUCCUUUGCAAUAAUUGUCGGCACAGUUCUCGAAACUUCAUAUAAAAUACUUAAUUUAGAAUAAUUUAUUACAGUGCACAGUUUAUGCUAAUUAUCGACACUACCUUUACGCUUUUUGGCACGUAUCAUUAAAAUACUUUCCUUGAAAAUAUUUUAAUUUGAAACUACAAAAAGUAUUUAUUAGAUUUAUCCGAUGUUUUAACGUAGAUUUCAAAUUGCAUAAAAAUUAAAAUGUUAAAAGAUUUCUUUUUAUUAAUGUAAUUUAAAUACCUGUAAAAUAAAAAUCAUAGUUGGCAAGAUUAUAGUCUGGUGUGGUUGUGUAUUUUGUAUGGCAGGCUUGUUUUCGUUUCUAGUAUUUUAUUUCGUAAAUACUUGUAAACAACUAAUCUACCAAUCAAUACAGUAUGAAUUACAGCCGUAAUGUAUUCCUGAAAUCAGGAAGUGUUUAUUUCUUAUGGGAAAAUUCUAAUUUUAACUUGUCCAUCUGAAUAACCCAAAUGAUGCUAAAAUAAUGCAGAAUAACUGUUUUGUAACAUACUAAAAAUUCCAAUUCCCAUGCAAACAUCACGUAAGCAUUCAUUAGUAAACAAUUUAUUCAUUGCAUUAUUAUUAACAUCCCUAUAAGACUAUUUUUUUAAUACUCAAUAGACAGCUAUGGAAAUGUAACAUUGUUGUAUAGUUUGUACAGGAUCUUCGAAAAUGAAUACCAUUUCAAAUUACUGUAAUUAUGUUAAUUAUUAUCCAAAGAGGUGUGACAUGUAACCGUUGAAUUUCAUCUCCUGUUUGCAUUCAAACAUCUUGUGUACCACCUCUAGGAAGUGCUGUAAACAAAAAUGGUGACUUGGUGGAAGAAGACAUUUCAUGUUCUGUAGUUUGCAAAGCCGGAGUCGCUCGUCAUCAUGCAACACAAAGUGCAUGCAUUAAAUUGUAAUAGGCAAAUGUGAAACUUGGACUGUUUUUUAAUGUUUUAAUCUACAUAACGUUCUCAGAUAAUAAUUUAACAUUGCUACCAUUUUGAAUUGUAAUUUUCAUUUUGGAAGAUCCUGUAUAUAAAUUACUAUUGUACAAACAAUACAACAAUGAAAAUAAAACAAACCUAUAGUAGUGAGUCUAUUGUAAUGAACCAUUUAUGCAAUUUGUGAAAAAAUUAACUAACUAUUAGAAUGUGUGCACACCUUUGAAACAAAACAGACACCAGGAGUGAAACAACUUUUGAAUUUUUCAUGUUUUAAAGAAAUUUGUAAUAGCAGGAUUGUUUAGUAUCUGUUGCAAUAUAAAAAUCAAAGAACGUUUGUUGUAGGUGAGAUUUGGAUACCGGAGUAUGACUGUAAUUUCAUCUCCAAUUAAAGAACUGUAGUGUGUUCCAGCUAAGUUGUAUAAUUUGUACCAUAGUGAUUU